ACACUGAUAUUUUUAUGGGUUUUGUUGGCAUUGAUAUUAUUUGGCAAUUCUUCAGUAUUGAUAACACUUAUGCGAUCAAAGAAUCGGAAGACACGAAUGAAUUUCUUUAUAAUGCAUUUAGCGAUCGCCGACUUGACAGUGGGUUUGGUUAGUGUGGCCACAGAUAUAGCCUGGAAAACAACGGUUGGCUUUUAUGCCGGAAAUCUCGUUUGCAAAGCAGUCCGCUAUUCACAGGUUUUGGUAACGUAUUCAUCAACAUAUGUAUUGGUGUCACUUAGUAUUGAUCGAUACGAUGCUAUAACACAUCCCUUAAAUUUCACCGGAAGCUGGAAAAGGGCAAAGAUUUUGGUGGCCAGUUCCUGGACUUUGAGUGCCGUGUUUUCAAUUCCGGCUAUAUUUUUGAACAGUGAAACUAUGAUGGAGGGACACCCUCAGUGUUGGAUAGACCUCAAGCAAUGGCAAUGGAAAAUCUACAUCACAUUAGUGGCCACUUCGCUGUUUUUCUUUCCGGCGGUCAUCAUAUCUCUCUGCUAUUCAAUUAUUGUUCACACAAUUUGGGCCAAAAGCAAGACUAUGACUUUCCCGAAGGUGGCCAACAAAUCCAAAUCCAAAACUAAGUCAUCCACUGAUGUAAACAACAAAAGAACUACUGGUGGUGAUCCCGAUGAUUUUAAGCGGGCCAGUAGUCGAGGCAUUAUACCGAAAGCCAAAAUAAAAACCGUAAAAAUGACUUUCGUUAUAGUUUUCGUUUUUAUAUUAUGUUGGAGUCCGUACUUCGUAUGGGAUUUACUACAGGUUUGGGGUGUAAUACCUGUGUCACAGACGACGAUCGCAAUCUCGACUUUCAUCCAAAGUCUGGCUCCACUCAACUCUGCGGCCAAUCCUUUCAUAUAUUUCUUAUUUUCCACUCAUUUCUGUCGAAAUAUUAGAAGAUUUAGUCUUUCGCGUGCUUUCGGAAGACUUUGUUGUUGUAUAAAAAGACCACAAAAUCCUCAAAAUCUUACGAUAAGAUGUGAUUAUAAUACCAUUAACUCAGCCACUCAUUCGUCAUCCAGAACUCAACGAUUUUCGAUGACAUCCAAGAGCUCACCCAAGAGUUCCAAGUGUUCGUCAGUGAGAAAGACUUUAGUCAUCAAAGAUGUCAAACAUAGGACACAAAUCGAGAAACAGGAGUUCAAUGAUCACAAACUUAUUGAUACAACUAAUUCAGUCGUUUGA
Messenger RNA from Oppia nitens, 1218 nucleotides. Its product is annotated as cardioacceleratory peptide receptor-like. Gene Ontology annotation, biological process: G protein-coupled receptor signaling pathway. Gene Ontology annotation, molecular function: vasopressin receptor activity. Gene Ontology annotation, cellular component: membrane. The coding region runs from base 70 to 1218 and encodes 382 amino acids. The record is from RefSeq and is a predicted model, not a curated record. NCBI's taxonomy places the organism in Eukaryota, Metazoa, Arthropoda, Arachnida, Sarcoptiformes, Oppiidae. The transcript has 8 exons.